Molecule: messenger RNA, 3006 nt
Organism: Bursaphelenchus xylophilus (pine wood nematode)
Lineage: Eukaryota; Metazoa; Nematoda; Chromadorea; Rhabditida; Aphelenchoididae
Source: the annotation of a GenBank genome assembly
AUGAGUAUAGCGACAUCCAGUUUCUUCACAAACAAUCUGAAUUCUUUGAAUUCACCCUUUGGAUCUACUUCAACGUUGAUUGAUGAUUCUAACCUGGACUUCUUGGCUCCUCCAAACAAGCCUCAGAAACAGAAUCUUCAGAAUCAGAAUUCGAAUGGAGUGAAGAACAACAAGUCGGCCACAACCACAGUGCAAGGCCCCCUGGCUAUUUUGAGUCCAUCUUCGAAUUCCCAUUACUUUGAAGAGAGAAGAGUGCCAGUAAGCAGAGGAGAAGAUCAUGCUGUCAAAAUAGGACGAGCGGUUGCCAGAAUCCAACCGAGUCUCAACAAUGCCAUCUUCGAUUGCAAAGUAAGUUUAUUUUACAUUUCCGAUGAUAUUGUGUAUGUUGGCGGAUGAUUCAAUUACAUACAGGGUCUUUCAAGAAAUGUGCAGGAAAGUAGGAGGCUAUAACUUUCGGCGGAGGCGGCGCAGAGAGUUCGUUUUUGAAAUAUGUAUUUUUCAGUGACAUUAUUUUUUGCCUACAAAAUAACAAGCUUUUAGAGUGCAAACUGAGGUCGCUACGACCUUCUGAAGUAAAGGCAUCUCUACCCCGAAAGCCAGGGUUUUUCGGUUGAAAAUGGUCGAGAAAUUUCAGAGUUUUUCGGUCCAAAAUCACCGAGAAAUUUGGGGGGUUUCGAUAGAGCUGACGUUGAAAACAGGGAAGGGAAUUGCCAACACGUUGAAAAUUAAGCAAAUAUUCGGCUGCUCUUCAUUCUGACACUUUGGCUAGCCAACCAGUUUUUGUUAGCAGUUUAAAAGUUUGGUUGUCAUUCCUGUCCUUUGACGCCCAUUACACCCUUUGACUAUUUUUUAUAAGACUUUACAGCCAUUCUGGUGCCUUGGCUAGCCGAUUCCAGGUUCCUCAAAUCCCUAAAUGAUGUCACGCUUCUUCGCGGAAGAUACCGAAAAAUAAACUCGAAAUCUGCCCCAAGUUGAGGCUAGCCGAAUAUUUGCUAAAUUUCCAACGUGUUGGCAACAUCCUUUCCUUUUUUCAACGUCAACUCUAUCGGAACCCCUGAAAAAAUCCGACAUUUCUUGGUGAUUUUCAACCGAAAAAGACCGAAAUUUCUCGAUCAUUUUCAACCGAAAAAACCUGGUUUUCGGGGUAGAGAUGCCUUUACUUCAGAAGGUCGUAGCGACCUCAGUUUGCACUCGAAAAGCUUGUUAUUUCGUAGGCAAAAAAUAAUGUCACUGAAAAAUACAUAUUCCAAAAACGAACUCUCUGCGCCGCCUCCGCCUAAAGUUAUAGCCUCCUACUUUCCUGCUCAUUUCUUGAAAGACCCUGUAAUUAUUGCAGGUCUUGUCCCGAAACCAUGCACUUCUAUGGUUUGAUGAUGGCCACUUUUAUAUCAAGGACACGCGCAGUUCGAACGGAACUUUCGUAAAUAAUCUUCGUUUGUCCAGUUCCGGCGAAGAGUCAGCUCCCAGAAUACUUUUUUCCGGAGAUGUCCUUCAGCUGGGCGUGGAGAUUGUGGACAGUUCUAAGAAUGGCAAGAAAAUUUGCAUAAGAUUAAUGUAUUUUUAGUGGCCAGUGGCUGUAUAACAUGUGUGAUCAAAUUGAUCGACGACAAAGGCAAAGAGCUUCUCCCGGACAUUCCCAAUGGCGUCCUCACCCGUCCUUCGGUCUCAGUCGCUCAUGAGGAAAUCCCUCCAAAUCAUACUCUUAUCAGCAAUGAAAAGUUAUUCUUAUUGUCCCAGUAUAUGAAGGAGAUCAACUUCAGAGAGAAAGUGAGAGAUUUUAUAGUUUUUUUAUAUUGAUUUAGUUACUUAAAAACAAAUUGAAAACUCUGGAAAACGUGCUGGCCACGACACGGGAAGCCGCCGAAACUGGAUGGCAAGCCUUGAUCAAUGAAGAGAGACUGCUCUCCAGAAUUGAAAUCCUGGAGUCACAGUUAGCUGUUUUAUCCACCAAGGGAUCCACAGUUUCAUCAAUAUCCGAGGUCCGUGAUGAAAUCAAGCAAGCGUUUGACGAUCGAAUCAAGGCCGAACUUGCAGCCAAGGACUCCAUUCGGUAGGGAUUGGUUUUAGAUAUUUAUUUACUUGUUUGUAAAUGUGUACGAUUUACAUUUCAGUCGGGCUGAGGAACAAUUAUACGAGACAUCGAUGAGAGUUCAUGAAAUGGAAAAUGUUGUGAUGAACCUGGAAGAGGAGAAUCAAUAUCUCAAAAAGCGAUGUGCCGACUUUGAAGGUGAAGUCAGUAAUCAGAGAGAAGAGAAUAGCAAUCUCACCAGCCAUGUUAAGCAGUUGAUCAAGGAGAAUGAAGCCGUAAAGGCAGAGAAUCAGUUAGCUUCCACUUCAAAACCAUUGUUUAUGGUCAGUAAAGUGGACAGUCAGGAACACAAAGAAAACAGCCGUGUUAAUGGUAAGUUAUAAAAGUUUUAUUAUGUCUUAUUUGUUCUAUGUUUACGUAAGGGAAUAUUGAUUCAUUUGGUUUCAGAAAGCUCUAACGAUAAGGCCAAAUCUCCAUCCCCAGAUGACCAGACCGAGCUUUGUUCUCUGACCGAUGCCAAACCGGCGACCGCCCUCUUGAAGCCUCCUGUCUUUUAUCAAGAAGCUCAGGUUCAAACUGAAGACGUCUUCAACACUUCCAGCUCUACUACUGCUGACUCUUCUUCUGUUUCCUCAGGCAAUCCGAAUGAAUCGCAGGGAAGUCGAAAUCGAGAUCAGGAAGCAGAAUAUCUUAUCUACUCGGUUCUCCCAUUAGCUCUGAUUUUGGCUUGGCUUCUUUAUCCGUUCAAUGUGGCUGGAAAUUACGUCAACCGUUGGAUUGGAUAUGGCAAUCAGGCUAUUGAUGGAACUGGAAAGACAUUAACCGAUGAAAGUCAGAAGACUGACGAAGGAUCUGAGAAAGGUGAUGAUCUGAAGGAUAAGACGGCAUCAAAAAGUUCUAACGAGAAAAAGAAGGAAUGAAUAAUUUUUAUUAUGUAAUAUUAAUUUAAUGAAUUUAUAGAGUGCUCGCUUCCUUGA